This is a messenger RNA of Anastrepha ludens (Mexican fruit fly), 1453 nucleotides long. RefSeq lists its product as uncharacterized. Gene Ontology annotation, cellular component: cAMP-dependent protein kinase complex. Gene Ontology annotation, molecular function: protein kinase A regulatory subunit binding. Lineage: Eukaryota; Metazoa; Arthropoda; Insecta; Diptera; Tephritidae. The coding region runs from base 219 to 1016 and encodes 265 amino acids. The transcript has a single exon. The record is from RefSeq and is a predicted model, not a curated record.
AAAAUCCUAUUUACUUUGGAACGCACCCAAUAUAUGGUAAUCACACUAUCACUAUCGACUUCAAAUAUUCUGAAUCAUACCAAAAAUAUAUGCAGUUGUUUGAGUUUAUUUUUUCAAAUUACGUUUAAAAAAAUUGUAAUUUAGAAAAAAUUUAAAAUUUUUCAAUUUCUGUUGUCAUAACUUAUAUUCGUAGUUAAUUGUAUUAAUUCAACGCAAUAAUGGCAAUGAGCUGUCCGUUGAAUAACGAUUAUAUUUGUUUUACUAUUGAUAACAACCUGAACUGGUUAAGUCUGGAGGAGAUUGCGAAAACCUUGAGAAUCGUAGUCAAUAAAGCAAUUCAUACAGCGGCUGAGUUGAUCCUAAGUGAUGUGAAAGGCGAAUUCUACUAUCCUGAUCCUAAACUUGAACCUCAGACAAGAACCUUAAUUCCUGAUUUUCUGCAAUUCGAUGCCGAAUACAAAGAGAAGCAUGUGAAUUGGAUUAAUAUACAGGACUUUUCCGUGAAUGAAAUAUUCAGUCAAGUGCGUGACUAUAUAAAUUUGUGGCAUUUAUCGGAUUGCACGAAAUAUACACUCGGCAUAAACGACAAAUCAAAUGUAAUACCGGGGAAAGGCUCCAAGUAUUUUCUGGAUGCUAUUUUUUCGAAGCCCACGCCGAUUUGUCCCAAUCCUUUGGCUGUUGCAAAAGUUCUCUUUACCGUUACAGUGCCCGAACUCUUGCCAAAAUACUAUCCAGUUAAGGUGAUAUAUCGGUUUGAAAGCUAUCGUACACUUUACCAUGCGUUUGGACGCUAUGAGGUGCACAGCAAGGAUUUUCAGAGGUACUUCAUAGAUUCGAUCCUCCAAAAGAAAUUGGUAUUUUAUGCAAAAAUAUUUGAAUGCCGUCAUCCGCAAAUUAAAUUAAAGGAAGAUGAAAAUGACGAAGAGGAAGCAGAAGCAGAAGAAGACUACAAAACUCGGAAAUAUGAAGCAGAUAAAAGUGGUCAAAUAACCGCCGUAAAUAGUUCGGAAGAAUAAGGAAUUCGAAUGAUUUGGCGAUAUUACAAAAACAAACAAUAAAUUAUAUAAAUGAUUAAUUCUUAUUCAAGGGUUCAAUUGAAGUUUUCUUUGCAGAAUCUCCUCAAAUUUUGUUAUAAAGGGUGGUUAAAUUUCAAGGGCCGAUGUUGAAUGGGAACCACACCUAAAUGUAAAGUUUUUUUCUGCAUUUCAUUUGACAUUUUUUAAUUUCAGACUAACUCAAUUUGAACCAUGGAAAGAUACACAAUCGAGCAACGCGUUAAAAUUAUUCAGGCUUAUUAUGAAAACGGGCAACAGUAAAUGACCAAUUUUCGAAGAAAAUCAUCUUCAGUGAUGAGGCACCUUUUCACCUCAGUGGAUUCGUCAAUAAGCAGAAUUGCCGCAUUUGGACGAACGAUAAUCCAAGAAUGAUUGCCGAAAAACCAAUGCACCCACAA